Hemibagrus wyckioides is the source of this 2698-nucleotide messenger RNA. RefSeq names its product TPX2 microtubule nucleation factor (gene tpx2). Lineage: Eukaryota; Metazoa; Chordata; Actinopteri; Siluriformes; Bagridae. Gene Ontology annotation, cellular component: spindle; microtubule. Gene Ontology annotation, biological process: activation of protein kinase activity; regulation of mitotic spindle organization. The transcript has 18 exons. The record is from RefSeq and is a predicted model, not a curated record. Bases 183 to 2429 code for a protein of 748 amino acids.
AACGGCGCUGAGAUUCAAACUCGUCUUCUCCUCUUCAGUGGACUGUUGAGUUUCCUACGCGUCCGUUGGUCCGAGUUGGUCGUGUUUAUUAUUUUUGUGUCUGUUUUCUGGACAGCUACAAUAGAAAAGGUGUUUUUUUGAGGCUCAAUUAUCUGGCUUUGCAGACGCCUCGGGUUGAGAAGAUGGACGUGCAGCAGGCUGGAGACUCUGCUGAUCCGUACACUUUCGAUGCACCGUUUCAUGUAAUUCACGAUUUUAGUCCAGACUCUGAAGAUAAUGCUGAUCAGUGGUUUGAUAUAAUGGCUGCUCCAAAAAAUGGGGAAAUGGAGCAACUCACAACCCCCUUAAGGGCUCCAAAACCUUUUGAUGGGACGCACGGUGAAGACCUGCCUAAAGCCAUCGUCACACCCAUUGUUCAUGGGGCUGAUACGAAAGUGUCAAAAGAUGUUCCUGAAGAUUCUGCUUCAGAACCACCGUCUAACAUUGUGACUUCAUGGGGAGACAACAGACCCACCAGAGCUCCUAGUCAGACUCAGAAGAAGAGUGCUCCAGCUCAGCCACGCAGAGUAUUGAAGCGUCCUGUGGUCAAAGAGCGAACUCAAGCUCCUUCUCCGCCUCCUGUGAUUAAGAAAAGGAGAGUUGUUCCAACUCCAAGAAGAAGAACAGUUAUCCGCCCACCAAGAAGGAGCUCAACAGGGGCAAAGCAAGCUCGCCUCAGUGGUGCUGCCGCCAGACGCAGCGUCAGGCUAAAGAACAAACCACCUGUGGUCUCAGGUGCUGCAUCUACAUCCAGUGCCUCUGCUAUCCAACAGAAGAGCACCGAGCAGCAGGAGCUGGAGCGCAUCGAGGCUCUACAGAAGGAGGUGGCCGAGCAGCGCAAGAGAAAUGAGGCCAGCUACAGAGCUGCACUGGCAGGAAGUCAGCCUCCAAAGAAGCAUGUGCUGUCCACCACCAUUCCCAAAGAAUUCCACUUCCGCUCAGAUAAUAGACUGAAAAAUCAGAUGGAUGUUACUGAUGCUUCAUACAAGGAGAGUGACUUUACCUCACAACUGCGCAAGCACCCGGCCUCACCUUUGAAGGCUCACAAGGGCACCACAGUCCCAAAGCCCUUCAACCUCUCUACUGGCAACAAGAGGAAGUUGGAGGAAACCAGUUCCUAUGUGUCCAUGGCUGAGCAGAUUGAACAGUUUCAGAAGCGCACACCAACCCGUUAUCACCUGCGCAGCCGGCAGUGUCAGGAAAAGGGCCCAACACCAGUGAAGACUGAGAAGCCCAAGGUUACUCACCCUCACACCCCUCAGCUCCUCACCCGCCAGAGGAGCCGCCCUGUCACGGUGAAGAGUACUGCAGAGAUUGAGGCUGAAGAAGCAGAAAAACUGCAGCAGUUCAAAUUCAAGGCUCUCGAGCUCAAUCGCAAGAUCCUUGAAGGGGCCCUGGCUCCGAAGAAACCUCCACCUAAAGAAGCGACUCGUCCAGAGGGCUUCCAGCUGGAGGUGGAGAAACGUCUACAGGAGAGAAACGCCACCAAGAAAACAGUAGUAGAGCAGGAAGACCACACCUUCCACUCCAAACCUUUACCAACACGUAUCCUGGAAGAAGUAGUGGGUGUCCCAGAGAAGAAGGUACUGAACCCUACUGUCCCCGAAUCUCCUGCUUUUGCACUCAAAAACCGUGUACGUGUGGAACGCAAGAUAGAAGAGGUGAAGGCACCGGCUCCAAUGAAGGCACUUCCUGUGCCCCAUUAUGUGCCCUUCCAUCCUAAACCUGCAGGGAAGGCCCACAUAGAAAUGUGUCCCUUCUCAUUCGAGCAGCGUGAGCAGGAGCGCCGAGCACAGAAAGAGAGAAAACUGGAAGAACUGAGAAAUGAGGAGGUGCCCAAAUUCAAGGCUAGGCCUCUGCCUGACUUCCAUGAAGUGAGUCUUCCAGAAAAGAAAGUAACUGAACCUACCAAACCUACUCCUUUCAAGCUGAUGGUGGAUGAGCGUGGAUCUGUGAAGAGUGAACGUUGGGAACAAAUGAUGAAGGACGAGUUGAAGCAGCAAGCUGACGCAGCGUGCUUCAAGGCGAGACCCAAUGUAGUCGCGCACAAGGAGCCUUUUGUGCCCAAGAGAGAGAACCGCUCCAUCUUGGCCGAUACUACUCAUUCUGUAGUUGGCGAAGGUUUCCAGCUGUCGACCGAGCGCCGGGCCAAAGAACGGCUGGAGUUUGAGCGAGCUCUGAAGGAGAAGGAACUGCUGAGGGCGCAGAUGGAGGAGCGACAAGCCAGAGAGCAAGAGGAGCAUGAGAAGGAAGAAAUCGCCAGAUUACGGCAAGAACAGGUUCAUAAAGCCCAGCCAAUCAGACGCUACAAACCAGUUGAGUUGAAGCACAGCGAGGUGUCUCUCACCGUGCCCCAGUCUCCAAAUUUCUCCGACCGCUUUCGUUUAUAAAGUCCCAUCAGGAUAAACUGUACAUAAUUAAAUGUUGUUUUUGCCCCUAUUUUUAUUUUUUAAAGAAGAUCAUUCUUUUUAACUGCUUUUUAAAGCUGGCUUCUUAGUAUGGAUCAUUCUACACUCAGACUCGUUUGAGACUGACGCAUUGCAUUAUGUGAACUUUUGUACAAUAUCUUUCCUGUCCUUCAUUUGUACAUGUAGCCUCAAACAUUUUCUGUCUUAAUGUUUUCCCCUCCUUUUUAAUGUAUUAAAGGUGUGCUAGAACA